This is a messenger RNA of Paramecium sonneborni, 1528 nucleotides long. The record is from the annotation of a GenBank genome assembly. NCBI's taxonomy places the organism in Eukaryota, Ciliophora, Oligohymenophorea, Peniculida, Parameciidae.
AUGCAUAAAUUAACAUUGAAAUUUUUAGACCAAUCAAUUGAACAGAAAUACUAGCUAGAAAAUCAAUCUCCUAAAAGAAGAACACACUUAAAAAUAUUUUUAUCAUUUUUUAUAGUACUUUAGAUCAUUAAGCUGAUUAUUGCUUUAAUAAUAAAGAAUUAUGCAACAGUCUACCCUACACUUGGCAUGAUGGGAUGCACAGCUUUUUCGAAAUUCUUUAAUUACAAUAAAGAAAAUCAUUAACGGGCCUUAAUUAUUUACAUUAACAUUUGCUUUACAAUUUAUGUUGUCUUUUUUGAUCCUCAUUUAGAUACUCCCACUAUGUAUUUUAGAGGUGCACAUUAAAUGGCCAUUAAUAUAAUUAAUAUAUUAGGAACUGAAUUUAUAGAUUCAACCUUUACUAUUAUUGCGUUGUAUUUACUUAGAAUUUUUCACUUUAUCUAUAAUUCUUCUAGUGUUGACAUUACAACUGUUUUAAUGGGCUUAAGUGCUAAUAUAGCUUUGAUUAUAGUUUUCUAUUUUUAUCAUAAAGCAAUUAGAUCAUAAUUUCUCUUAACGAAAAUCGAUUAAAGAUGGGAAAAUAUAUUAAAAUAAAUUCUUCAUAAUUAAAAAUUUAUCUUAAUAAAUUAUCAAAUUGAAAAAUUGCAAUUUUAAAGUAUAACGUCAACAUUUUCUUAAACUAUUUAAUCAGAAGAGCAGGUUCUUAACUUUAUAAGGAAAGCCAAGGUUGAAAAUAAUACUUUGGAAUAAUAUUUAUUUCAUAAACUACAAGGUUUUGCUUCAAACUUUUUAGAAAUUGUAAAUCAUUCUGUAAAUGUCAAAUUUGAUAGAUAAUUAAUGUUGGUUAAUUAUUCAAUUUUUUUUGGAAAUUAGCCAACUAUCCUAAUACAAACUGACUCAUCAUAAUAUUAUUCAUAAAAUUAAGAAAUUUAAAAAGUUUCUCAUGCAUAUUUAAAAUUAAUGAGUGUUUUCAUUAAGAUUAUUAAGCAUAAUAAACCUUUUGAUAAAAUACAAUUCCAUAAUUUAGCUAAUAAAAUUUAAUUUCAAGGUUUAAUGAUAUCAAUAUGGAACAAAUAAAUUGUAUAAAAAACUAUAAGUUUAAAGAAAUCUUUACUGAAAGUAUAAUCUUUUUGUAAUCCUUACACUAAAAUUAAACUUAUAGAUUCGGAUUAAUUUAUUAAUACCCUUCCCAAAAUAUUUUAUUUAUUAUUAGCUUUCGUUGUUGAUUGUACAAAUAGUGAAUAGAUCAAAAUGAAACAUGAGAGUUUGGAAACUUAAUUAAUAAGAAUUAAAAUAAAAGGAAAGUUCAAUAUUCAGAAACUUAAUUAUUAUACCUUUAAAUUUAAAUAUUAUUUGCUUCUCAUUUGCAAAGAAAUCAAUGCAGAUUAAAAUUGUAUAAACUUUUAUUAUGUUAUAUUUAGGUAUUAAUAUUUAAUUAAAUGACGAAAUCCUCUAACCAUUUACAGAUCUAAAUAUGCCCUAUUAAAAUUUAGGCGUGUUAAAGAAUACACAAACUCAUUAAAAUUGA